AUGACCCCCGAAGAUCCUCUCGACCUACUGAGAUACAAAACAGAAGUGAAGCCGACUAAGCGAUGGAUGCCUCUCGUCAGCGCGUCGGACGAAAAGAAUGAUUUCUACGUGCAACAAAAUGAAUUGAUCGAUGGAUUUUUGCAGAGCAGCCAGGAGGAGCGGCUGGAGGCGGAAGAUCAUGCGGAGAACGGAGGGAAGGUCAAGUUAGCUGUACGAGCCAGCUUCGUCGUCAACUUCUGCUUGUUCGUGAUUCAACUGUAUGCCGCCAUAUCCACCGGCUCCUUGUCGCUUUUCGCGACCGCUGCGGACGCCUUCAUGGACCUCGUCUCCUCCGUCAUCAUGUUGAUCACCUCGCGCAUGUCCACGAAACCCAAGCCCUACCAGUAUCCGGUCGGACGCAGACGGGCAGAAACCAUGGGAGUCAUCAUGUUCUGUGCCUUAAUGACAACGGUGGCGAUCCAGCUGAUCAUUGAAUCCGCCAAGUCGCUCGCAGCCGGCGAGACGGAUUCCGAGAGCCUCGAUAUGAUCCCCCUGAUCUGUGUCGGCGUGGCUAUCUUCUCAAAGUUCUGUCUGUUUGUGUAUUGCUUCAGCUUACGGCGCUAUCCCGCAGCCCAUGUCUUUUUCAUCGAUCACCGCAAUGACCUGGCAGUGAACGGCUUCGGUCUCAUCAUGGCUAUCGUCGGAGAGCGAUUCGUGUGGUAUCUUGAUCCGAUCGGUGCGACAUGUAUUGCACUUCUCAUUCUGUACUCAUGGGUCUCCGAAGCCUUUGAGAAUAUGUGGUUGUUGAUUGGCAAAGGCGCCCCCCGGGCAUUCAUCAACAAGUGCGUCUACGUGACGCUGACUCACGACGCCAGAAUUCAGAAGGUUGACACGUGCCGAGCGUAUCAUGUGGGCCAACAAUUUUACGUCGAGGUGGAUAUCGUGAUGGACAAAGAAACCAGGCUGCAGGAAUCACACGACGUGAGCCAAGAGCUCCAGCGGAAACUGGAGGGGCUGACUGGCGUUGAACGUGCGUUUGUUCACGUUGACUAUGAAUAUCUACACGAUGUGCAUGAGGAGCAUAGACCUAUCUACGACACCUCCGGACCGAGUCCUUCCAUCAGGUCUAUAGUGAAGAAGUUCUUCACUUUGAAUAACAAGGCCCUGGAUGGGGACCAAAGGGUCUAA
Aspergillus bombycis is the source of this 1167-nucleotide messenger RNA. RefSeq names its product cation diffusion facilitator family transporter. The transcript is spliced from 2 exons. Gene Ontology annotation, molecular function: monoatomic cation transmembrane transporter activity. NCBI's taxonomy places the organism in Eukaryota, Fungi, Ascomycota, Eurotiomycetes, Eurotiales, Aspergillaceae. Gene Ontology annotation, biological process: monoatomic cation transport; transmembrane transport. The record is from RefSeq and is a predicted model, not a curated record. Gene Ontology annotation, cellular component: membrane. Bases 1 to 1167 code for a protein of 388 amino acids.